UUUGGUGAAAAAUCAAAUUGAGAGGCUGAUGAUAGUGACAAUUUCAGGCAGGCCCGGCGGGGCGGGCAGGGGAGGCGGGUCGGGCCGGUCCAGCGGGGCUGGCAGGUCCGACAGGUCCGACGGAGAGAUAAGCCUCGUGCCUCUCAUCGCCGGGGCACUCAUAGGGGCCGGCAUCCUGGCAGUCAUCUACUUUCACACACAAAAGUCACAAUCACCCGAAGUGCCCGAGGUGCCAACUGUAAUAGAGACUCCUCGACCCCGCAAGAUCUGCUACAGGAGGAGCAACGUGUGCCCUAAAAUAAGUCUCAAAAGGCGAAGGUUUUUGACGAAGGAAGAAGAGCAGGAACUAAAUAGACAACUUCAAGAAGAACAAGAGAAACUAAUGGCGGAACAAGAAGAACGCAAGAAACUUGAGGAAAAGAGCAAGAUCAAGAGUUUUGGCAAAUUUUUCUGUCUACCAGAAAAUAGUGAUAAGAAGGAAGAUUGUGAUCUAGAAGAAGAGAGCGCUUAGUCUCACUACUACCACAAUUGUCUGAGCGACAUCAAAUUCAAUCGGCAUAACUUGAGCCUCCUUAGCUUUCUCAGGGUCCGAAACGAAACUUACUUCAAGUGUCACUAUAGUCAACGACAUUGUGAAAUUACCUUUACCCUUAAUGUAAGCAUGUAGGUAAACGUCUUUAGCAGCAUUAAGUUUCUUUGUAAAGAACAUUUUUACAGUAAAUGUACCUUUGGGUUCUUUGAGUUCUG
This is a messenger RNA of Helicoverpa zea (corn earworm), 747 nucleotides long. RefSeq lists its product as uncharacterized. The record is from RefSeq and is a predicted model, not a curated record. Lineage: Eukaryota; Metazoa; Arthropoda; Insecta; Lepidoptera; Noctuidae. The coding region runs from base 29 to 511 and encodes 160 amino acids. The transcript has a single exon.